This is a messenger RNA of Trichogramma pretiosum, 1509 nucleotides long. Its product is annotated as cytochrome P450 CYP12A2-like. NCBI's taxonomy places the organism in Eukaryota, Metazoa, Arthropoda, Insecta, Hymenoptera, Trichogrammatidae. The annotation marks the transcript as partial. The transcript has 10 exons. Gene Ontology annotation, molecular function: oxidoreductase activity, acting on paired donors, with incorporation or reduction of molecular oxygen; iron ion binding; monooxygenase activity. The record is from RefSeq and is a predicted model, not a curated record.
AGUCCGUUAUCAUUCGAUCAUGUACCUGGACCGGCAAUUCUUAAACUGUGGUAUAAAUAUUGGAAAUACGUACCCUUGUUUGGUACACAAUUAUUUCAUAGCGUACUCAUCAAUCGUCUUACAGAAGGUAACUUAUGGAAUCGCAAUUCAACACCUUUACAAUAUUUAUUUAAUCAAUACGGACCGAUUGUUCGGUUAGGAGGUCCUUUAUUAAAUGAUAUCGUUUUAAUUCACAGACCAGAGCACAUUUCUAAAGUUUUUGAUGAAGAAGGCGAAAUGCCGACUAGAAGUGGCAUUGAUAUUUUACAACAUUAUCGUCUCAACCAUAGGCAAUAUCGAUUUUCAGGACCCUUCUGCACUCAAGGACAAGAAAGUUUGAAAUGGAUUGAAACCAAAAAGUCAUUGAGAGCUCCCAUUGCAGAACAAUUAAAAAAUCAAUUCAGAAAGUUAGAUAAAAGCUGCAAUGAAUUUGUAUCCAGAAUUCGACAAAUAAAAAAUCGUCAAGAUGAGGUGCCCGAUAAUUUCAAUUCUGAGUUAGCCAGAUGGGGCGUGGAAUGUUUUUGGAUUUUGAUGAUUAACAAACAAAUUGGAUUCCUUAAUUCAGCGGGCUAUGAAGAAAACUCUGAGCCCACAAAAUUUAUCAAAGCGCUAAUGAAUGCUCAGCUUUAUUUAAGCCGCUGCGAAAAUGGAUUUCAAUUCUGGCGAUUUAUGGAUACACCUUCGUCCAAGAAACUGUUUGACGCUUGUGAUGUGAUUGAUGGGAUUAUUGGAAAGUACAUACGUUUUGCACAAACUAGCCAACAAUAUGAUUCAGCUUUGAAAUUGGAAAAUGAAAACUAUAUUAAUUCGACUAUUUUAGAAACUAUGUUGAUCAAACAUAAUAUGAACCCCAAUGAAGUAUCCACUUUAUUGAUGGAUAUGGUUAUCCUUGGCGUAUUGGCGACAACAAAUAGUUUGUCAUUCUUAUUAUAUUAUUUGUCAAAAAAUCCUCGAGUGCAAAGAAAUUUAUAUCACGAAAUCAUAUCCAAAACCGCAAAUGAUUUAAUUUUAGAAAAAAAAACGUUUGAUGAAAUGCCUUAUUUGAAUGCUUGCAUUAAAGAGUGUUUAAGACUUAGGCCACCUUUUCCAUAUCUUACUCGUUUACUGUCCAAAUCCAUUUCCUUGCACGGUUACACUAUACCAAAAGGCACUUAUUUGAUAAUGGCCAAUCAAUUAUCAUCUCAAAGAGAAGAAAAUUUUGAAGAUUCUGAAAAGUUCAGACCCGAGAGAUGGAUGACAGAUAAUGUUUGCCAUCCUAAAAAUAGCUAUUUACCUUUCGGAAAAGGAUUAAGAUCUUGUAUUGGAGAGGACAUGGCUAAAAUAGAGAUGAUGUUACUUAUAACAAAGAUUUUGCUCGAAUACCGGAUUGAAUAUGAUUAUGGUGACAUUCACAGUAAUAUGCUGAUGAUGAAUGUACCUUCAAAACCUCUAAGAUUUCGAUUUAUUGAAAGAGAUGAGUGUAAAAACUGA